Messenger RNA from Labeo rohita (rohu), 1188 nucleotides. RefSeq names its product natural killer cell receptor 2B4-like. The transcript is spliced from 4 exons. The record is from RefSeq and is a predicted model, not a curated record. NCBI's taxonomy places the organism in Eukaryota, Metazoa, Chordata, Actinopteri, Cypriniformes, Cyprinidae. Bases 373 to 1179 code for a protein of 268 amino acids.
UUUCGGUCUUGUGUUGACUGGGCUUCAACCAUUUAGCAUUCAACAUAAUAUCAACGUUGUUUCAACGUUGAAACAACAACUGACCUUAUUUCAACCAAAUUUCAACGUUGAAGGUCGGUCAUGUGCCGGCUGGGUGGUUACUAUAAAAUGUAGUUGCUGAUAUUCUCAUAGACUGUAACAUGUGACUUUGAGGAACUGACAUUCAGCCAUUUAUAGCAGUGUGAAGACUUAAGGAAAUGUUAUCGUGAUCAGAGAAGUUCAUCCAUUAGACUCAGUACCUACAGUUUAAAGAUACUGAAAGCAUCAGGAGAUUUUUAGAAGAUUAAUGACACAUUUUGGAUCUGUGAAUCUUGGAUCUCCUACUUGGGAAAAAUGUUUCACACAUUCAUUUUCUUCUGUUUGUGGCAUCUGAUUGAUGGAGUAAAGAUAGUGUCAGUGACAGAGGGAGACUCUGUCACUCUACACACUGAUGUUAUUGAUACUGAGAUACCAAGACGUCUUAUACGUCUUAUAAAGUGGAGGUGGUUAGGACCUGAAAAAACUCACAUAGCUAAAGGUUUUUGGCGUCAUGAGGAGGCAUAUCAUAUUAAAUAUUAUGAUAAGAGAUUCAGAGACAGAGUACAGGUAGACAAACAGACUGGAUCUCUGACCAUCAGGAACAUCAGAACCACAGACUCUGGACUUUAUCAACUGAUUAGUCGAUUUUUAUGUGAAGAAUUAUUCAAUGUUACAGUCUAUGCUCGUCUUCCCAUUCCUGUCAUCACCAGAUACUCUACAUGUUCUUCAUCAUCAGAGUCCAAAUGUGUCUUGUUGUGUUCAGUGUUGAAUGUGAGUGAUGUGAAUCUCUCCUGGUACAAAGAAAACAGUUUAUUUUCCAGCAUCAAUGUGUCUGAUUUCAGCAUCAGUCUCUCUCUAAAUCUGGAGGUGGAAUAUCAGGAUAAAAACACUUACAGUUGUGUGAUCAACAAUCCCAUCAGCAACCAAACUCAACAUCUGGACAUCAGUGAAGUCUGUCAGACAUGUGCAGAUUCUGUUCAGUGUUGCGGUUUCACUGAAGCUGUGAUUCGAUUGGUCAUCUCUGCUGUGGUGGGUGUGAUUACUGUUAUCAUAGUGGUUUAUGACAUCAGAUCCAGAAGAGCUGAACACAAGUGGAGAACAUCACAGUCAGUCCCUGAAUAAUAAGCCAUA